Molecule: messenger RNA, 2644 nt
Organism: Rosa chinensis
Lineage: Eukaryota; Viridiplantae; Streptophyta; Magnoliopsida; Rosales; Rosaceae
Product: FRIGIDA-like protein 3
Exons: 4
Coding region: 1-2406 (801 amino acids)
Source: RefSeq, a predicted model, not a curated record
AUGGAGGAGAUAGCAUCGGAGUUGAAGCAGAGAAAUGUGAGAGAAGCGUGGAAGGAGCUGGACGACCACUUUGACUCGACCCGGAGACGGCUCCGGACCCGGUUCCAGGAGCUCCAGGCCCGCGAGGAGGAAAUCGGAGUCCGUGAGAAGCUGUUGGAGGUGAAAGAGCUGAGAUUAGAAGCUCAGGCCAAGGGAUUGAAUGAAGUUGAGAAGCGGGCCGAAGAAGGUAAGAGUCAGUUGGAGUCUCUUAGGGUUUUGAUUGAAAAACAUGAAGCAGAGCUUGGUGUUAAAUUAAAGAGGCUCUCGGAGGUUGGGGAAUUAGUUAGGGAAAAGGAGAGGGAGUAUGAUUUGAUUCAGAAUCGUGUGAAAGAGAGGGGUAAGAGACUGAACAAGUAUAAUCGUGCGAUUGAGUUGAAAAAGGGGCAACUUGGUUCGAUUCUGAAAUCGAUGAUGGAAUGCCAGAGCAGAAUCGAUUCGAGGGAGAAGAUAAUGAGGGAAAUGGAGUUGAAAGGGAGGGACUUUUGUUUGCUGAAGAAAUCGAUGGAGGAUUGGUUAUGUAAAGUUGAAUUGAGAAACAGGGAGCUUGAUGGAUGGGUUGAGGUUCUUGAGGUGAAGGAGAAGGAUGUUGAGUCCAAAGUUGAGGAACUCCAUUUGAUUGUUGAGAGGGUCAGUGAAUGCCUUGAUGAGGUUCAGGUGAAAGAAGAGCAUUUUGUUUCGUUAGAAAAACCGAUACAGGAGCAGGAAAUGCAUUUGUGUUCACUCCAAAAGUUGGUGCAACAGCGUGACAAGGAGUUGGAUUCACUGUCCCAUGAACUUCAAAGGAAAGAGAGGCAUCUUGAAGAGGUUGAAUUGAAGAUGGCGAAAUUAGGACAUGCGAUUCCUUCAUACGUAAGUGAUGAUCAUUCCAGCAUUCAUUGGGAUGGUAGAGGCUUGCAAAUGUUCAUGAAUGAGCAGUUGAAGAGAAUAUAUUCAAUGGGUAGUGAAAUGUCAGCAAUUCUUAAAGCCUCAUCUGACCCAGCAAAAUUGGUUUUGGAUGCAAUGCAAGGAUUUUACCCUUCAAGUUCAACUCUGGACAACAAGGAGACUCAUUUUGAUUUGACAGUUAUUAGAAGGAGUUGUAUUCUUUUGUUAGAGGAUUUGAAGAGAAUGUCACCACAAAUUAAUGUUCGGGUGAGAAACGAAGCAAUGAAGUUGGCGGCUGACUGGAAGGCUAAGAUAGUAUCUAGUGAGAAUACACAGGAGAUUUUGGGGUUUCUGCGGCUUGUUAAUACGUAUGGAUUGAGUUCGAUGUAUGAUGCGAAAGAUCUUCAAAGCCUUCUUGCUGUUGUUCAUAAGCCCGAACAAGCAUCUCAAUCAAGUAGGGCCCUUGGUAUCAAAGAUAAAGCACCUGGGACCAGCAUCAUUUCUUCCCUUAUCAAAACUGUGGAACCAGAAUCUUCACUGGCUAUAAAUGCAAAAACUCUCUCUUCUCCAAAUCCUUCUUCCCAGAAUGACAUGUUGGCUUCUCUUUUAUUGGUCUCUGACCCAGCAGAACAUGUCUUGAAUAGUGUGCAGAGAUCAUUUUCUCAGUACUGGAAACAUGAAGAUGUUAGUUUCAAAGAACGUAUCAUGUUGAAUAACAUGUCUUUGUUGGAGUGUCUAACGAUUAUCUCACCGCAUAUUGGACCUCAUGUGAAAGAAGAUGCAAAACUUCUUGCAGCCUAUUGGAAACCAAAGAUGACAGGCAAUACUGAAAAUUCAGUUGAGACUUUAGGAUUUUUGCUGUUUUUAUCUACAUAUGGAUUGGUUUCUACAUUGAAUACAGAGGAGAUUAUAAAGCUUCUUGAGGUGAUAUCUCAGAAUAAAGGGGCUGUAGAUUUAUGUCAGACACAUGGUUAUGCAGAUAAGAUCUCUGAUUUUAUUCGGAAUCUGAUAGAAAGGAAGCAACUGAUGGAUGCUGUUGGAUUUAUUUGCACCUUCAACCUAGCUGACAAGCUCCCCCCAAUACCACUCUUAAAACAAUAUGUAGAGGAUGCAAAGAAGUGUUCCGAAGUAACUUGCAGCUUAAAGAUACUUCAUGAUGAAAAGGUUAAGAUUGUAGACAACCUCAUAGCUGAUCUAAGAGCUGGGAAACAAUGCAUCAAAGAAUACCAUCUCGAGUGCGAAUACCCAUAUGCGGACAUUGAAAUGCAAAUAGUUCAGCUGGAAAAACUGAAGGAGAAUUGGAGAUGCUCGGCGCCAUCUCUUGGCUCCAGUAUUGUUGAAUCACAAGUGCAGAGAAAACGAAAGAAGCCUAAUACUGGUAGUUCUACCCGCACGCGCAUGCAUUUCCAUCACAACAGCAGCGUAAGCUGUGAGUACUAUUUGGUGCUAACAGACCCUAGCAUGAUGAAGUUGCCACACAGUAACUCUUUUGGACUAAGCUAGUGUAUAUCCUACCCUUUCACAGUGCAAAAGUGUAUUGCUGGCACGACUUUUGUGAUAUUGCUUUCAUAUAGGAGAAGCAUAACAUCUUUUAGAGAGUUAAGAAAACUCUUGAUGUAGAUGGAGUUGGUGAAAUAUUUUGGAACCUUGAUACCAUCUUGUUAAUCAGUUUGGUGACCACUUUAAGUUUGUAAUAUACUUGGCAGAUUUCAUUCUGAUUUUGAUACAAAAGAAGCAUAUA